This is a messenger RNA of Anopheles marshallii, 1533 nucleotides long. It is a transcript of the gene S2P, whose product is annotated as membrane-bound transcription factor site-2 protease. Gene Ontology annotation, molecular function: metalloendopeptidase activity. The record is from RefSeq and is a predicted model, not a curated record. Bases 1 to 1533 code for a protein of 510 amino acids. Gene Ontology annotation, cellular component: membrane; cytoplasm. Lineage: Eukaryota; Metazoa; Arthropoda; Insecta; Diptera; Culicidae. Gene Ontology annotation, biological process: regulation of response to endoplasmic reticulum stress; membrane protein intracellular domain proteolysis. The transcript has 2 exons.
AUGGAGCUAAUUGUGAUUUUAGGUAUUGUGGUACUGAUGUACGUAGUGCUUCUGUUUUUCGAUGGAUUUUUUAAGAGUUGCAUGCACUACCCAUACGAUGCAUUCCUGCGGGGGACCGGACUGACGGUAAAGUUCCUGCGGCUGCAGUGGCACACGACGGCACUGAACCGGUCAAUCGUCAAAUGGAGCACAAAGUAUCCGAAAAUACUUGACUGUAGUUUCAAUGUCGGCGUCUACCUGAGCCUCGUGCUGAUGCCAUUCGCCGUGGUGAUGAUAGUAAUAUCUUCCUUCCAAACAAACCUUCACGGACAAUCGGCCCGCGUGGUGACUUCGGGCGGGGUAGGAGGAGAUUCCCGCACACCCGUACGGCGGAUGGUAGAAAUUGACCUGGUGGUGCCGGGCGUUAAUCUACCGAUCAACGAAAUUGGUUAUUACAUUGCGGCCUUAGCCAUCAACAGCGUUGUGCAUGAGCUGGGGCAUGGUUUGGCGGCGGUGCUCGAAGACGUACAAAUCAAGGGUUUUGGAUUGCACGUGCUGCUAAUCAUACCGAUGGCCUACACGCAGCUCGAUUCGGACCAGCUAAAUACGCUUCGGCUGUGGAAGAAACUGCGCGUACUGUGUGCCGGCAUCUGGCACAAUCUGGUGCUGGGACUGUUCACGUACCUGCUGUUCAUCUCCACCCCACUACUCUUCUCCGCAAUCUAUCGCACCAGCGAUGGUGUGAUCGUGACCGCGCUCAAAAACAAUUCCCCCAUGGCCGGUUCGCGCGGGCUUGAGCAGGGUGACAUCAUAAAAUCGAUCAACAGUUGUGAGAUACACCACGAGGAAAGUUGGUUCGAAUGUUUGCUUCACACGAUUCAUUCACCACCGGCCUACUGCGUGUCGACUGAUUUCGUUCACCUGAACGAUGAAUCCGUACCCAUGUCGCACAAAAACGACGGGCUGAUUGAGUGUUGCGGCAGCGAAAACACCGCUUCGAGCUGCUUCGAGUACAUGGUGGACGCGAACGAUGACGAUGUGGCGCUACCGCAGCACAUGUGCCUCAACAUACGCAAAACGAUCGAGAACAGUUUCGGGUACUGUCAACACAACGGCCAAUGUUCGGAAGGGCAUUGCUUUAAGCCAAGCAUCAACAACUACACCACGAUCAUGCAGAUACGGCGCGAGUCUAAACCGGACGUCAUCUACAUUGGGCAUCCGGGCGAUGCAACCCGAACAGUGCACGUUUCGCGCUUCGUCCCAAAGACGGGCCUGUUUGCGCCACGCUUUGCCGACUCGAUCCAGUUGCUGCUCAAGUAUGUGACCGUGUUUGCGAUCGGCCUAGCGUUCAUCAACGUAAUGCCGUGCUAUGGUUUCGAUGGGCAGCAUAUCGUCAACACGCUGCUGACGGACGGCACAAUCCAGCAGCGUAUACCGCAGAAAGGCAAACGGGACAUGAUUUCGCUAGCGGUCAACGUUAUUGGCACACUAUUCGUGUUUAUACUGCUUAUAAAAGUGUUUUGGCUGUCGCUCUCUCGGGUGCUGUCCGUUUGA